Molecule: messenger RNA, 582 nt
Organism: Trametes versicolor FP-101664 SS1
Lineage: Eukaryota; Fungi; Basidiomycota; Agaricomycetes; Polyporales; Polyporaceae
Exons: 5
Coding region: 1-582 (193 amino acids)
Source: RefSeq, a predicted model, not a curated record
AUGCCUCCCGCUACACGGUCUGGCGGAAACGCCAAACCAUCCUCCAGUAAACAUACCCUCGAAGAUGAUGUCGACUCAAGCGGCCACGGCACGCCAAAGAAACCUGAUGCAAGCUCAGGAACGACGCUUGAAUCACUGCUCACGCGGGCUCUUGGUGGCGCGAAAGAGCUUGAGCGCGAGAACGACGCCCUUCGGAAGAAGGUCAAGGCCCUCGAGAGCAGACUGGAUCGGGUUGUCGAGCAGGAUGACGCUCCCCAGCAACCCAGAAGGAAAAGUAAGAAGGCGCCCGCGACCGCAGCCGAGCUCAGAAGCCAAGUGACUCAGCUGAACAAGCAAGUGAAAAGGCUAGAGAAGUCAAACGAGAAUUACCGACAGAGAGUGCACCAAUUGAGCAUGAAAGAGUUCAAGUCUGAGGCUGAGGAUCUGCUGGACGUAGCUGACCUCGAAGUGGGCGACUCUGCACACGCUAUGCGCAAGCUUCUCCGCAAGUUCUCGGACCUCAUGCUGAGCAACUCCUUAGACGGAGACGAGCAGUGUCCAAUUUGCCUCGAACGCUUGCAGCCUAAGCUGACCCGCAGGUAG